This is a messenger RNA of Drosophila arizonae, 1929 nucleotides long. RefSeq lists its product as uncharacterized. Gene Ontology annotation, cellular component: plasma membrane. The record is from RefSeq and is a predicted model, not a curated record. Gene Ontology annotation, molecular function: protein binding. Lineage: Eukaryota; Metazoa; Arthropoda; Insecta; Diptera; Drosophilidae.
UAAUCAAUAAAAACCAACAAACGACAAAAUUGUUAAUCGAAUUUCAAGAAAUACAGCUACAACUUCUACAGCAUGAAGUACAAAUUUUUGCUGCUGCUUGUCAGUGCGGAGGCUCUGCUGCUGAGUGUCGCAUUGGCCCAGCAGGAGAGCAUGCCCUACCAGGCCGUGGCGAAUAUUUGCGCGACGUGCACCUGUUUGUCCGCCCAGGACACGAAUCAUCGCCUGCACCAGACACUCAACUGCGCCAUGAAGAACUUCGAGCACAUUCUGGCCCGCUGGCCGCCGGAGUUUGGCAGCCAGCACGCGGACAUGGAGAUUGUUGCCUCGUUUUCGGGCAACCGCAUUCGGGUGCUGCAGCAGCUACCGGCCACGAAUGCCACGCUGACGUUCUCGUGCCGGCACUGCGGCAUACAGCAGCUGGAGGUGCCGCUCUUCAUGGACGUGCCCAAUGUGGAGGCUCUCUAUCUCAGCUGGAAUGAGAUCAAAGACGAUGCGCUCAAGCCGGAUCUGUUUCGGGGUCCCUUCAAGGCCACCAAGUACGAGCCGAUUGCUCUGAAGGACUUGGAUCUCAGCCACAACAGCAUCUCGCGGCUGGAUCGCAAGCUCUUCGAGCACACGCCACAGCUGAGGAAACUGGCGCUGGCCCACAAUCGUCUCAGUGUGCUGGAUGCGGCGACAACGGCAUCGUUGGCCUCCAUUGCCAAUCUGCAGCGCUUGGAUCUGUCGCACAAUGGCUUGCUAACGCUGCCCGGCGAUCUCUUUACCAAGAUGAGCAAUCUCUACCAGGUGGACUUGUCGGGCAAUGAGUUUACUGUGGUGCCAGCCGGCCUGGAGCACCUGGGCAAGAGCCUGCAGCAGCUAAGCUUGGCGGGCAAUCCUUUGGCCAAGAUCGAUGCCCAGAGCUUCCGCCACCUGGAUGCACUGCGUCGCCUGAACAUCAGUGAAAUGCCAAUGCUGCGCACCAUUGAGCUCGGUGCUCUGCAGCUGCCCGCCUUGGAGCAACUGGACUGCGCGCGCAAUCCCAAGCUGGAUCGACUGGAGCUGGUGGAUUUGGUGACCAGCCGGAAUCUAACGCAGGUGGACAUCUCGCAGAACGCGCUGACGACGCUCACACUCAACGCAACCAACACGACGAGCUGGCCAAGACUGCGCAGCCUGGCCAUUGCUGGCAAUCCCUGGUACUGCAGCUGUGAGCUGUUCCAGGCGCUCGAACAGGCCGGCGCUCCUCAAGUGCUGCAGGCGCCCAAUCUGGCGGUCGCCCGCUGCGACACGCCCUACUUGCUGGCCGCCCUGCCGCUGACCAAUCUAACGGCCCAGCAGAUCUGCAACAUGGUCAUACCGAAGAAGUAUCGCGCCGUCGAGGAUGAUCCGCCCAGAUUUCUGCGCCGUCGCUACAUCAUCCUCACGGUAAUCAUUGCCAGCGUCGUGGUCGUCGCCGGCCUCAUCAUCGGCUUCAUUGUGGUCUGUGUGCGUCGUCGGCUCAAGGGCAACGACUUCGGCGUCCAGCCCAUACGCUACACAAGUGUGCGGGGCAGCAAUCUCUCUGCCUUCUCGCAGCUGCAGCCGGUCUCGGUGGCCACGAAAUUCAACAAUGCCGCCGCUGCCGCCGCCUCCGCGGCUGGCUCAACGGGCGCCCCCAAUGCCUGAGACGACGCCUGCUCCUGCCUGCUGCACGUGCUCCGAGCCAAAGAUGUUCACGAAAGUGUUUCAGCCACCACACAAAACAAGACUUUGCGUGCAUGCAUUUGCUUGUAUAUAUUGAAUAUAGUAUAUGGGAUAUAUAUACAUAUAUGAGGUAUAUAUACAUAUAUUCCAGCUCCCUGCGUGGAGACUUGCCUUCGUAUCCCUAGGGUCUAGUGUUGCCAUCGAUGUUUGUAUUGUACUUAAGAUUCGUUAGCUUGUAAUCAUUGUGAAAUAAAAUGCAUUUUU